GUAAUGGAAAUUUUGUGUUCUGUGCGUUGCUAAAGCAGUUUUUAAAAUAAAAUAAAAUGAAUUUGAGCGAUUAAUUUCGAGAAAAGUUCAGGGAUUUGGUGGUUCAUGGUUCACGAGGCACUUGUAAGUCUUAGGAAUGUAUUCAGAAGUUCUAUCUUUAACUCUCGCCUUACCUAUGAACGGGAGUUGGCAUGCAGUAGCCUCUUCCAUCGAAUUGAGGAUAUUUUCGUGAUAAGCAUGUCAACUCUGUCCACGGACGUCCUAUUAGCUAUAUAUGUAAUGAUGAGAUAUGCAGCUUCGUGGAAGUAUCGAUUCACUGCAAAUCUUCUUCAGCAACAUUAUUAUAAAGAUAAGUGAAAAUUCGUUCAGUGCCAUUUGUUCAGAAAUAAAAUCUGGUUAUGAAACCUCAGAAUGUAUGAUUUUUGCCUAUUUAUGUCCCAAUGUUAGGAAUUCUGGUAGUAUGUAUCAGCCUCAUACUUCUCAAAAGAAAUUUAAAGGCUAGUGUACCUGCUUAUUUCCAUUUAUUGGCUUCACCUCAGUAUGAAAAGUGCCUCAAGCACUAAAAUAUUUAGAACAUGAGACUCGAAGCAUAAUCUUACGGACAAUGUAUAAGUAGAAUAAAACCAUGUGAAAGGCUAUCUGGAUAUAAUCUACAACGAAGAUGGUUCUAGAGAAAAAAACGUUUACUUUUCACUUACUCCUAAAUGAGAUUAAGUUGCUAGACUAUUGAAAACAUUACGAAAAAAUAUUGCAUUUACCCUGCCACUUGUAUCCGUUUUAUCAAAAUGGCUAAAAAAAUCCAAAAAGGAAAAUAACGAAGCUGUAUUCCGAAAAGAUGCAUUUAUCUGUGCAUUCAAAAACCAAACUGUUAAUAAAUCUUUCACAUAUACUUUAUUUUAUCUCUACGGUUUUAUAUUUAUAGGUUAGACCAAAUAUAUGAUUAAGCAUACGCAAUUGCUGUCUAAUAUUUAGAAGUGCAACAAAGUUAUGAGUUCGGAAGAAAUACUCGACUCUUUUCGAGCUGCGAUUUCCACAUCGGACAUAGAAAAGGUUAAAUCUCUCCUUUCAGAGGAUAGGUCACUAAUCAACUCCUAUGACAAAGAGGGCUUAUCUCCACUGCAGUUGGCUUGUUUCCGGGGAAACCUUCCAGUCGUUGAGUUUCUUCUCAAAUAUGGCGCAAAUGUAAACUCUUCUUCUCACAAACAGGGUUAUACUGCCCUAAUGUUUGCUGGUCUUUCAGGAAACAUUGAGGUUGUUGAACUUCUUCUUCAUUAUGGGGCUCGAAUAAAUGAUGUAAACAGUAUCGGCAGGACCGCCUCUCAAAUGGCCGCAUUUGUAGGGAAUCAUAACGUCGUCACUCUUAUUAAUAACUAUCUGGAAAGAGAAGAAAUAGCCGUUUACGUGUCGAAGUCACAAUUAUUGCCUGAACAUGUAUCUACGAUUCACAAACUAGUUUUGCAGCUAAAUAUUUCACCUGUUAAAGUCUUUCUGCUAAUGAACAAUGAGAUCGAAACCUGUAGUCGCUCAGGAGAAAAUUACGAGAAAUGUAUGUUGACUCAUUGGCGUUGCAUCCAUACUAUUCUUGAAGAUUUAUGCAACAAAUAUUUCACACCUCAUUUAACACAUGAACCAUUAUCCUUAAAACUUCAUUUAUUGGCCUGUUGUAUACGCCGAGCCGGAGAGUAUUACGACAAAGAGCCGAAAAUUACAGAUAUUCAAGAUCGUGCUUCUUCACCAUUGAAACAACUGAUUAGAAAAUUCUUAGUCGGUACAGAGCCCUAUGGUUUGCCGUUAGGUCAAGAGCAAUUCUUACGACAAUCCUUGACUUCGUUCCCCCACCAUCAAUCGACCCUAUGGAGACAUAUUGUCCAACAAAUAUCCCCACUAGAUUUAGGCCGUAUGCCAACAGCGUUCUCUGUUCUUACAAAAACAAUCAACGGUACUAUUAUAUACAAUGCUCGUCCUCUUGAACUUUGCGCAACAUGUGGAGAUGGUCCUGAACUGGGAAAACCAGGAACGUUGAAAGCAUGUCAACAAUGCAAAAUUACUUCUUACUGUUCAGUCUCUUGUCAACGUUUACACUGGUUUACACAUAAGAAAUUUUGUUCAGUCAUUAAAAAACAUAAAAAGGAACUCGAAUUGGCCAAGUGAAGCAUAAAUAACAUUGCAAUUUGUGAUACUUAAACUAACUUUUAUUCCACUUUAAUGAAGAUUUGUUGUCAAUAUUUAAUUUAGAAUAAUUUAUUAUUAAUAAAGUUUCUAAUCAAAUAAA
Schistosoma bovis is the source of this 2272-nucleotide messenger RNA. NCBI's taxonomy places the organism in Eukaryota, Metazoa, Platyhelminthes, Trematoda, Strigeidida, Schistosomatidae. The record is from the annotation of a GenBank genome assembly.